AUGGACGGCGACUCCAAUCUCACCUUCGUGGCCCUUGUCGCGGCCCGACUCCUCCUCGCCUUCGCGCCCGUGUCCGACUAUCUCAAAAACGAUCACCAGCUGUCUUCGCCAGUGACGGCCUAUCCUCGGUUGCGCGAAGGGAUCUAUCUGUUCAAUCAUGGUAUUGACCCGUAUUCUGGGGGAACCUUCCGGCAUUCUCCGCUCCUCCUGUCGCUGUUCUCGACGGUCCUGCCGUUGACGCCUUACACGUCGCCAGUUUUGUGGACAGCUGCGGAUGCUGUCGCGGCGUGGGCUCUUGUGCAAAUAUGGAGGCUAAGGACAAGUACGAAGAAGACUUCCAGAGAUAAUCAGGUUGCUGCGCUUUACCUCUUCAACCCAUACCUCUUGCUGCCAAGCCUCGCGCUGUCCACUUCAUCGUUCGAGAAUGCCCUCGCACUUGUAUCCCUCAUGUUUGCAUGCAGAGGUCGAGUCUCCGCCGCCCUCGUGACCCUAGCAUUUCUAGUGCACCUCUCGCUUCCCUCCAUCAUAAUCCUCGUACCCCUCAUCCUACUAUCCCUUACCCGGCCCGUCUCGCGAUUGGCGCUUCCACGCCCGAUUGAGGCUGACUUUAAGAAAGUCCCUUGGCUGUUCGGCGAGUUUCUCGCGUACGUGGCCCUAUUUGGCGUUGCAUCGACCUUGGUCUGCGGAAACGUCUUGUGGGUGGGGAAGACAUGGGGCUCUACUCUUACCCUCCCAGACUUGACACCCAACCCUGGGCUGUGGUGGUACUUCUUCACCGAGAUGUUCGACCACUUCCGGCCCUUCUUUUUGAUGGUGUUCUCCGUACACCUGCUCAUCUACAUUGCGCCAGUGUGCAUCAAAUUCCAACAUGACAUGCUAUAUGCCGCCUUCCUCCUUCUUGGUGUGCUCGCAUUGUUCAAGCCGUACCCAACUCUCUCCGACCCUGGCCUCUUUCUGACUAUGUUCACAUUAUUCCCCGAGAUCUACCUAUGGCUUCACAAUCCCAUUGUAACAGGGCUCAUUCAUCUUCACACCGCGCUUCUGCUCCCCUUGUUCAACAGCCUAUGGUUACGGCAGGGGACAGGAAACGCGAAUUUCUACUAUGCCUCCACUCUUGUGUUCGCCGUUGGAAACGGCCUUGCGCUCAUCGACGCCGGAUGGGCCGGAUUGCGGAUAGCGUUGGGGGAAGUGGGGGAGGGGAUGGACGUCGUUCAAGAGUAA
This is a messenger RNA of Epithele typhae, 1221 nucleotides long. Its product is annotated as PIG-U-domain-containing protein. Lineage: Eukaryota; Fungi; Basidiomycota; Agaricomycetes; Polyporales; Epitheliaceae. The coding region runs from base 1 to 1221 and encodes 406 amino acids. The transcript has 8 exons. Gene Ontology annotation, cellular component: membrane; GPI-anchor transamidase complex. Gene Ontology annotation, biological process: protein localization to cell surface; attachment of GPI anchor to protein. The record is from RefSeq and is a predicted model, not a curated record.